Verticillium dahliae VdLs.17 is the source of this 1632-nucleotide messenger RNA. RefSeq lists its product as uncharacterized. Bases 1 to 1632 code for a protein of 543 amino acids. Gene Ontology annotation, biological process: regulation of DNA-templated transcription. The transcript has 2 exons. NCBI's taxonomy places the organism in Eukaryota, Fungi, Ascomycota, Sordariomycetes, Glomerellales, Plectosphaerellaceae. The record is from RefSeq and is a predicted model, not a curated record. Gene Ontology annotation, molecular function: DNA-binding transcription factor activity.
AUGGCAUCCGAUGCAGCGAGCCAGCCCAGCCCUGCCGCCUCUGUGGCCUCGUCAGCGACCCCCAACCUGACCUCCUUCCCCAGCCACAAGCGCACCGCGCCGGUCGACGGGCCCAGCCCCUCCGCCGCCAGUCCCGAUGCCGAGGACCCCGGCGGCACCCAGGCCGACUCGGCCAAGAAGCGCCGAACAGGACCCGGUUCACGUGGCGUGGCCAACCUGACCCCGGCCCAGCUGGCCAAGAAGCGAGCCAACGACCGAGAAGCUCAAAGGGCUAUCCGUGAGCGGACCAAGAACCAGAUCGAGAACCUGGAGAAAAAGAUCCAGGAGCUCACAUCCCAGCAGCCGUACCAAGAUCUUCAAGCCGCCGUCCGAGCCAAGGAGGCUGUAGAGGCUGAGAAUGCCGAUAUCAAACGACGCCUGGCCACCAUGAUGUCGUUGAUCCAGCCUCUCCUGACCUCGCCACCUGGUCCGCCACCACCGGAGCAGACAUACAGCUCGCCGACGGCUCAGGGUUAUGCUCCUGCGCAGCAUGCAAACCCUCCCGUUUCCGUCCACACUUCGUCCACGCCUGGGAGCGCCCACUCUCCAGGCUCCGUCGACCACCAUCCCAACUGGCACGUCGACUCGGCAGACCAGCAAGCACGGGGCAAGAUGCUGAACCAGCAGCGCCACAACCUCCGGCACAACCUGGAUCUCGGCCCUGAGAAGCUCGGCCUCGACUUUUUACUCGACCCCAACCGCAACUUUCCCAAGAUCCAGAACGGCCUCAAUGGAGCCCAGGACACUGCUCAGUUCCACCACGUGCCCAUGAAGCAUGACUGGACUGGGGUCGCUCCUGUGGCACGCAGCCCGGCAGAGACGUCCUCCAAUGGCUCCCGCCAGCCGCGCCGGCUCGGGCUUGAGCACACGGGCGAAAAUCCGUACGGACAGCGGCCUCCCCUCGCGCCCAGUGGAUACAUGACCACUGAGCUCAAGAACUGUGGCCCCACGUGUCCCCUCGACAGCCUCCUCCUUGACUUCCUGCAUGAGCGCCGCCAGCGUGCCGCCGACGGUUUGCCCACGCAAGAGAUCAUUGGCCCCCGCUAUCCUUCCGUCUCGUCCCUCCUCAACCCCGCCAAUAGCAAAUACUCCCACCCGCUCUCCAAGGUCUUCACCGACAUACUGUCGACCUUUCCUGAUCUCUCCAAGCUUCCCGAGCGCGUCGCCGUCCUCUACGUCAUGUUCCUCAUCAUGCGCUGGCAGAUUGCGCCCAGCAAAGAGAACCUCGACCGGCUGCCAUCCUGGGCCGUGCCCGUCCCGGAGCAGUUCUCGUGUGAGCACCCGGCCUGGAUCGACCACCUGCCGUUCCCCCUCAUGCGUAGCUACCUCGCACGCGAGCACCUCAGCCCGGACUACAUGUUCGACAUGUUCUUUGUCCCCUUCACCGCCACGCUGUCGCUCAAUUGGCCCUAUGAAGAAACGGACACGCUGCUUGUCGUGCCAGACUCAAACGACGUCAUGAUCAACCCCGUCUUCGAGCGCCACAUGCGCCGGCUCGAGAACUGGACCCUCGGGGACGCCUUUGCCCAGACUUUCCCGGGGCUCGAGGGCACGUAUAACUACAAGAGCUGCCGGCCGCGUGAGAGGCGGUAG